CACUACUGCGUGUUACAGAUUUUAUACUAUUGUUAGGUUGCUUAUUCUUCUUGCUUUUAGGUGUUCUUUAUAUAUAAUCUGUGUAAACAGUGGAAUAUUUGAUCAGCAUAAACCAUGCCUCUACAUGACCUCAGCAAAGACCUUCCGGACAUCGAGAAUAUUCUCUCUCUGAAUCCGAGGAUCAAACCUCAUGCCAAUCUUAUCUCAACAGCCGUAACCAAGAAGAAUAAAAAGCACUGGAAGCGAAAUGCGGACAAGGAUUGUUCGUCAUGCAAGCCGCUCGAGAAAAACUUUGAUGACAUCAAGCACACGACUCUUAGCGAGCGUGGUGCUCUUAGAGAAGCUGCCAGGUGUUUAAAAUGCGCCGAUGCUCCUUGUCAGAAGAGUUGUCCCACUCAGCUCGAUAUUAAAUCGUUUAUAACUAGCAUUGCGAAUAAGAACUUCUACGGGUCAGCGAAAGCUAUUCUGUCGGACAACCCCCUUGGUUUAACUUGUGGUAUGGUGUGUCCCACCAGCGACUUGUGUGUAGGUGGCUGCAACUUGUACGGGACAGAAGAGGGACCUAUUAAUAUUGGUGGAUUGCAGCAAUUUGCAACCGAGGUCUUUAAAAAUAUGGGUAUUCCCCAAAUACGAGACCCAAGCAUGGGAGCAUUGGAGGACCUUCCUUCUACAUAUCGCUCCAAGAUCGCUUUGUUCGGUUGCGGUCCUGCCAGCAUCAGUUGCGCUACUUUCCUGGCAAGGCUUGGUUACAAUGAUCUGACUAUCUUCGAAAAGAAGGAUUACGUUGGUGGGCUGAGCACUUCGGAAAUCCCCCAGUUUCGGCUUCCGUACGAUGUUGUUCACUUCGAGGUUCAGCUUAUGCAAGAUCUUGGCGUUAAGGUUAAGCUGGGCAAGGGAUUGGGGGACGAUGGAAUGGAUUUGGAAUCGUUAAAAAAAGACGGUUUCGCCGCAGUUUUCGUCGGAAUUGGGAAUCCAGAACCAAAGCGGAUUCCUGCCUUUAAAGAAUUGACUCAAGACCAGGGAUUUUACACGUCUAAGGGUUUCUUACCACUUGUUGCGAGAGCAUCGAAACCAGGAAUGUGCAACUGUUCCACAAGCACUCUGCCCAACAUGAGAAACGCCAAAGUGAUCGUAUUGGGCGCAGGUGACACGGCGUUCGACUGUGCUACUUCAGCACUAAGAUGUGGUGCUAAGAGAGUGUUUGUCGUUUUCCGAAAAGGCUUUAACCACGUGAGAGCAGUACCGGAAGAGAUGGACCUUGCUCGGGAGGAAAAAUGCGAACUUAUGCCUUUCCACUCCCCAUUGGAAGUGGAGGUUGGAGCAGGAGGCAGGAUAACUGGGAUGAGGUUCUGUCGCACUGAGCAAGAGGAGGACGGAAGUUGGACGGAGGACAAGGAACAAAUCGUUCGUCUCAAAGCUGAUUACGUCAUUUCGGCGUUCGGUUCUACUUUGUCCGACGAAAAAGUCAAGUCUGCCUUGUCACCGGUCAAGUUCAACAAGUGGGGAUUCCCCGAGGUUGACCCAUCGACCGGGGGCUCGAGUGAACCCUGGGUGUUUUUCGGGGGCGACGUAGCCGGGGUGGCCAACACUACUGUCGAAUCUGUGAACGAUGGAAAAACUGCGUCGUGGUUCGUGCACCGUUAUCUUCAGAGUCUCGGAGGUCUUACCUUGCCACACGAGCCUGCAUUGCCAAAAUUUUUCACACCGAUUGACGCGGUCGACGUCAGCAUAGAGGUCUGCGGUCUUAAGUUCCCGAACCCGUUUGGGCUUGCCAGUGCCCCACCGACCACUACUUCUGCGAUGAUACGGCGCGCGUUCGAAGCGGGUUGGGGAUUCGCACUUACCAAGACUUACUCCCUGCAGAAGGAUAUAGUUACAAACGUGUCACCCAGGAUAGUAAGAGGCACAACAUCCGGACACAUGUUUGGUCCCGGACAAGGAUCAUUUCUAAACAUCGAACUUAUCAGUGAGAAGACAUGCACAUACUGGUGUAGGAGCGUCACUGAAUUGAAGCGGGACUUCCCAGAAAAGAUAGUGAUUGCCAGCAUAAUGUGCGCCUUCAACAGAAAUGACUGGACGGAGCUCGCAAAAAUGUCAGAGGAUGCAGGCGCAGAUGCUCUUGAAUUAAACCUGUCUUGUCCUCAUGGCAUGGGUGAAAGGGGCAUGGGCCUCGCAUGCGGUCAAGACCCUAAGUUGGUGAUCGAGAUUUGCAAGUGGGUUCGUGCUGCUGUCAAAAUACCUUUCUUUGCAAAGUUGACACCGAAUGUUACUAAUAUUGUAACCAUCGCAGAGGCUGCUAAAGAUGGUGGUGCUGACGGAGUUACUGCUACGAACACAGUGUCUGGGUUGAUGGGUUUGCGAGGAGACUCCACCGCUUGGCCCGCCAUUGGAAAGCAACACAGAACAACAUACGGUGGAGUGUCUGGUAAUGCGAUACGACCAAUUGCUUUGAAAGCAGUUUCUGCCAUAUCAAGAGCAUUUCCUGGGUUCCCUGUCUUAGCAACUGGUGGAAUUGAUUCUGCGGAAGCUGGCUUACAAUAUCUGCAUGCAGGGGCGUCAGUCUUACAGGUUUGCAGUGCAGUUCAGAACCAGGAUUUCACACUGAUUGAUGAUUAUCUGAGCGGAUUGAAGACACUUCUCUACAUGCGUUCAUUGAACGAAGUGAAAAACUGGGACGGUCAAAGUCAACCAACACCAAGUCACCAACUUGGCAAAAGAGUCAUUAAGCUGGCCGACGUUAUUGGAAAAGACUUGCCCAACUUUGGUCCAUACCGCAAUGAAAGAGCUGCCAUAGCUGCCAAGAUUAAGAUUGAAACCAACCUGGUAGCUGAACAUGCUGCACCUCCAAAACAAAGGCCAAUCUAUGUUCCUACGAAACCCAUUCCCACGGUUCGUGACGUAGUUGGUGCUGCAUUGCCUCAAAUAGGAACCUACGGCGACCUUGAUAAUAAACAACAAGUACAAGCACUCAUCGACCCAGAGAUGUGUAUUAAUUGUGGUAAAUGCUACAUGGCUUGCAAUGAUUCCGGCUACCAGGCCAUUACAUUUGACCCAGUCACUCAUUUGCCGAUGGUGCAAGACACCUGUACUGGAUGUACAUUGUGUCUUAGUGUUUGCCCAAUCCUGGAUUGUAUUACCAUGGUGGAGAGAAAGAGUCCAUAUGAACCGAACCGUGGUGUGCCUCUGGCUGUCGCUGCUAUCUCUUAGACCGGGAAAGAAGGGCAACGGGUGUACAUAGAACAUUUUAGGUGCGGUCAAGCUGAAAAGUAGCGUGUGUAAUCAUUUUUGUGUGUGUUUAUUGCGUAGAUCAUGUUGGCUUAUACAUAAAUCUAAAAUGUUGUUUUUGUUUUAUUGGACUAAUGUUUCUCCACUGUUGGAAAGAAUUUAAUGUUGUGCCUUUAAGAUUCGAAAGUGCUGAAUUUCAUUAAGUAUAUUCAUUUUAACAGCCCUACACCUCAAAUCCUUUUUUUCUGUACUGCUAAUAGUUAUCCCAUCAAAAUAUACAAAAUACUUAGGCUUUGACUGCGAACAUCAUCUUAUAUUCACAGUACUAUAACUUUGCCAUUACCAUUUGUAACCACACUUCAUUGAAAUGUAGAGAAUAAAGUAGCACAACACGCACUG
Messenger RNA from Ciona intestinalis (vase tunicate), 3624 nucleotides. Its product is annotated as dihydropyrimidine dehydrogenase [NADP(+)]. Lineage: Eukaryota; Metazoa; Chordata; Ascidiacea; Phlebobranchia; Cionidae. The record is from RefSeq and is a predicted model, not a curated record. Gene Ontology annotation, molecular function: iron-sulfur cluster binding; dihydropyrimidine dehydrogenase (NADP+) activity; uracil binding. Gene Ontology annotation, cellular component: cytosol; cytoplasm. Gene Ontology annotation, biological process: thymine catabolic process; uracil catabolic process.